GCUUUUGAGUUUCCAGCUUCUGGUCUUUUGGGCAGUGAAGAUCAUGAGGAAAGCUCAUCUUUCGCCAUUUUCAUCACGCUUGUACAACUCUGGAAACAAUGAAGUUCAGAUGCCUUAUUUGGAUGUCCUUUUGCAGAUGGAAAGCAAAGGGAAUGGGGAUGGAGAUGCCUUUUCUAUGGAACCCAAAAUCUUGGACAAUGACAACCAAAUAAGAUAUGGGGCCUUUGAUAUUCCUUACCAAUCCCACUUCAACUCUAAUUUCUUACCAGGUUAUCAGUAUGGUAGCUCCAAAUUUGACCACAAUUUCCAGCAAUCUAUAGUGAUUCCACAUUUUGAAUCGGGAAACACUCAGAACUUUCAAAAUGGAAGGAAACACGAGAUCAACGGUGAGCCGAUUAAUGGAAUGGAUGAGAGGAAUAAGAACAAGAGAAAGAAGUUGUCCUCCUUUGAACAACAGAUAUCUCAUCAAACCAUGCAAGAAUUAGCAGAAAUCAAACAUUUCAGGUUGAAUAUGCCAGUAAGGAGAAGCCAGAAGCUAAGUGACAAAAUCACAACUCUUCAAAAGUUGGUUUCCCCCUAUGGAAAAACAGAUACGGCUUCAGUCCUUCAAGAGGCUUCUCUUUAUAUCAAACUUCUCCAAGAACAAAUUCAGAUGCUGAGCAGUUCAUACAAGAGUCUCAGAUCUAUUCAUCCACAGGAAAUUGGAAAGAAGCAACAAGAUCUAAGAAGUAGAGGACUUUGCUUGGUUCCCAUCUCAUUUACCGAGACAGUGACAAAGGAAGAACAAUCAUCGCUAGAAAAUUUUAAAUAAUAUGUAAAUGCAAAAGCAUUGCCAUACUUUUAUCCCUUUACAUAUACUAUAUUUCCAAUUGUAAUUGCUGAAAUUUAUUAGGGAAAAAUAGUUGCAUUUGGUUU
Molecule: messenger RNA, 915 nt
Organism: Hibiscus syriacus
Lineage: Eukaryota; Viridiplantae; Streptophyta; Magnoliopsida; Malvales; Malvaceae
Product: transcription factor bHLH111-like
Exons: 9
Coding region: 44-811 (255 amino acids)
Biological process (GO): regulation of transcription by RNA polymerase II
Cellular component (GO): nucleus
Molecular function (GO): RNA polymerase II cis-regulatory region sequence-specific DNA binding; protein dimerization activity; DNA-binding transcription factor activity, RNA polymerase II-specific
Source: RefSeq, a predicted model, not a curated record